Molecule: messenger RNA, 1957 nt
Organism: Solanum tuberosum (potato)
Lineage: Eukaryota; Viridiplantae; Streptophyta; Magnoliopsida; Solanales; Solanaceae
Product: UDP-glycosyltransferase 90A1-like
Exons: 2
Coding region: 118-1515 (465 amino acids)
Molecular function (GO): UDP-glucosyltransferase activity
Source: RefSeq, a predicted model, not a curated record
AUAACAUAUAAAUGCUCUUGAGAAAUAUUUUCUUAUUUACCAAACAUUGGAUCUAUUUAUGAGAACAAUCCCAAAUUCUCAAAAAUAUCAACAAUCGAAGGAGCAGAGUGCAGAGAGAUGGCUUCUCCUUCUCCUCGUACUAUCCAUGUUGUUGUUUUCCCUUUCAUGUCCAAGGGCCACACAAUUCCUAUCUUCGACCUUGCUCGCUUUCUUCUCUGCCGCAAAAUUUCCAUUACCAUCUUCACCACUCCUGCAAAUCGUCCAUUCUUCUCCAAUUCCCUUUCCGACACCAACAUCAAUAUCAUCGAAAUCCCUUUUCCUCAAAACAUACAAGGAGUUCCACAAGGUGUGGAAAGCACUGAUAAACUUCCAUCCAUGUCCCUUUUUGCUACUUUUGCCAAUGCCACUAAAUUGAUGAAACCCCAUUUUGAAAAGGCCUUGGAAUCUCUUCCCCCAGUUACUUUCAUGAUCACUGAUGGCUUUCUCGGCUGGACUUUAGAUUCUGCAAACAAAUUUGGUAUCCCAAGACUCGUUUAUUUUGGCAUGAAUGCAUUUUCAAGGGUCUUGACGAUUUCAGCUGCUUCAGUUCUUAGGACACAAGUGUCUGAUGAUGAGCUAUUUGAAGUCCCUGAUUUCCCCUGGAUUAAAAUCACUAGGAAUGACUUUGAUUUACCCUUCAGAGACCGGGAACCCAAAGGCCCCCUUUUCGAUUUUGUCAAGGAGCAAUCCACGCCGACCUCUAAAAGCUAUGGUCUACUUGUCAACAGCUUUUACGAGCUUGAAUCUGUUUAUGUAAACUGUUGUAACCGUAUAUCUAGUCCUAAAUCAUGGUGCAUUGGACCUUUAUGUGCGUUUCACGAGCCGGCAAAAGAACAACAGGGAGUCUCAGAGAAACCUUCGUACAUCAAAUGGCUUGAUGGAAUGCUAGAACAGGGGAAGCAAGUUUUAUACGUGGCAUUUGGGACCCAAGCAGAGUUAUCUCCUGACCAAUUCAAGGAAAUCAAAAUUGGGUUGGAGAAAUCCCAAGUGAACUUUUUAUGGGUAGUCAGGAGAACCAUAGAUGAAACUGACGACGAGUUUGAAAACAGAGUAAAAAACAGGGGACUGGUGGUAACAGAGUGGGUUGAUCAAAGAGAAAUCCUGAGCCACGGGAGCGUUGAAGGUUUUCUAAGCCACUGCGGUUGGAAUUCAGUGAUAGAGAGCAUAUGCGCGAAGGUGCCUAUACUGGCAUGGCCAAUGAUGGCAGAUCAACACCUGAAUGCAAGAAUGGUGGUGGAGGUAAUCAAGAUUGGACUAAGGGCCGAGACGUGUGAUGGGUCAGUGAGAGGGUUCGUGAAGUGGGAAGGACUGGAAAAGUCAGCAAAGGAGUUGAUGGAAGGAGAUAAAGGCAAAGAAGCAAGGAAGAAAGUGAAGGAGAUUGGAGAAGCAGCCAUUAAUGCUGUAAAAGAAGGUGGAUCAUCAUGGCAAACGUUGAAUGAGCUGAUUGUAGAGUUGACUGAAAAUAAAAGUGUUUGAAUUGUGAUUUUCUUAUGGGAGUAUUACUAUAUCUUCUUUCAUGAAAUAAAUUUGUGCGUCUUUUAUUCUGUUUUUCGUUUAGCUUGUCAAAAUGGAUUGAGCAGCCCUUUGGAUUUCUGAGGAGGUCAUGUUUGAUCCAAGAUUUGAAGUUUCGGAUUAUCGCAUUUAAAUGCUUUCCAGAAGGUAAGUCAUUUACUAAAGAAAAUGAAGAUCACUUGAAGAAUCAUACAGAACAGAAUGCAUCAGAAUAGAAUUUCAUCUGUUUUAUUUACAAUCUCAUAAUUAAAUGAAGUAAGAGGUAUAUAAAUUAUUAUAGUUCAGUGAUUAAAAAAAAAUUAUACGCAAACACGUGACAUGCAUCUAUUAUUGCUCUCAGUUCACUAAAUGUUCAUAUUUUUGGUAUGCCAUUCUAAGAAAUAUCUAUAUUUCAUUUUCUCUUUUC